AUGAUUUUCACUUUACGUAUAUCAAGAGAAAGGGUUAAAACUGGUAUUGAUCUAACUUACUUGCCUUCACCAAAAUCACCAAAAUCAUAUUUAGAAAAAUAUGAAAAAAAAUUGGCAGAGCUAGAGCAACAUGAAUUGCCUGCACCUCAAGUGAUCACUAUACCAGAAAUUGUUCAAAUAUCUGCAGAGUUAGAACAAGAUGUUCCACAACAAACACAACUUUUAUUACAAAGUGGUUUACCAGAUCAAGGAAUUCCACUUCAAAUUGUUUUACCUCAAAGUAAUUUUCAUAUUACUAGUGAAGAGUUUGAAAACAAAAAUGAUAAAAAUGAACAUCAAGAGGAAUCACAAACAUCUCACGAAGUUGCACCUCAAGUAAUAUCUAUAACUUUAUCAAAAGAUGGAGAAGAUUCUACAAAUUAUACAGAUUCUACAGAUUCUAAUUUUCUUAUCAUUCCAAGUCAACCAAAAUCAGAAACCUCCUCAUUACAUGAAGUUCCUCUUUAA
Molecule: messenger RNA, 507 nt
Organism: Cetraspora pellucida
Lineage: Eukaryota; Fungi; Glomeromycota; Glomeromycetes; Diversisporales; Gigasporaceae
Source: the annotation of a GenBank genome assembly